This is a messenger RNA of Agelaius phoeniceus (red-winged blackbird), 1785 nucleotides long. It is a transcript of the gene CHMP2B, whose product is annotated as charged multivesicular body protein 2B. The record is from RefSeq and is a predicted model, not a curated record. Gene Ontology annotation, biological process: vacuolar transport. NCBI's taxonomy places the organism in Eukaryota, Metazoa, Chordata, Aves, Passeriformes, Icteridae.
CGCGGCCCGGCCGCUUCCUGGUCACCGGAGCAGGAGGCGACAGGAGCCCGCCGAGGCGGCUGCGGGGGUCCGGCUGCCGCCAUGGCCUCGCUCUUCAAGAAGAAGACCGUGGACGAUAUAAUAAAGGAGCAAAACCGAGAGUUAAGAGGUACACAGAGGGCUAUAAGCAGAGAUAGAGCAGCACUUGAAAAACAGGAAAAACAACUGGAGCUGGAAAUCAAGAAAAUGGCUAAAACUGGGAACAAAGAGGCCUGCAAAGUGCUGGCAAAGCAGCUGGUGCAGCUGCGGAAGCAGAAGAACCGAACCUACGCUGUGAGCUCCAAGGUCACCUCCAUGUCCACUCAAACCAAGGUCAUGAACUCCCAGAUGAAGAUGGCAGGAGCUAUGUCAGCCACAGCAAAAACAAUGCAAGCAGUUAAUAAGAAAAUGGAUCCACAAAAGACACUACAAACUAUGCAGAAUUUCCAGAAGGAAAACAUGAAGAUGGACAUGACUGAAGAGAUGAUUAAUGAUACUCUGGAUGACAUUUUUGAUGCCUCUGAUGAAGAGGAAGAAACCCAAGAUAUUGUUAAUCAAGUGCUUGACGAGAUCGGGAUUGAAAUCUCUGGCAAGAUGGCCAAAGCUCCCUCAGCUGCCCGAGGUUUGCCCUCUGCAUCGGCCUCGAGCGCCGCCACCAUCUCGGACGAGGAGAUCGAGCGCCAGCUCAAAGCCUUGGGCGUGGAUUGACUGCUGGGGGCUCAGCCCUGCACACCUGUGCAACGUGCAAAUACUCUUUCAAUGCAACUGAUUUCUGAAGCCUCAGAAAUGACAACUUGAAGAUGAAUUUGCAGAGAAAAGUUCUUUUUUUUAUCCAUUGCAUGGAGUCUUUUUGACUCUGGACUGACCAGGGGUGUAGUUCUAACAAUAAAUUCACUUACACCCAAUCCAGAGCUGUCCUUUGGAUUCAAAGUUUUCUUCCAUCUCUAUUCCUGAUCUGUCUCUAGAACUGGCUGUUCUGUGGCUGGUCAUGCCACUUCCUAGGACAGCACCUGUGUAAUAUUAAUCAUUUUUACAAAACUAUCAUUAGAGAAACAUUUAGUCUGCCAGCUCUUAGCACAAAUGAAACUUCACCUUGGCUCUUAGUUGGAAACUUUUUUUUUUCCAUGAGAAAUAGCUUUGAAUGUCUAGAUAAUUUAGGCAGAAAGAAAAAGCAUUUUUAUGUAUUUCUUCAAAAUUCCUUUUGAGCUGAUGAAAUAAUAACUUGUAAUUCCUCUUACCAGAAGGGAAGGAUACACUCCUUGUGCAGUUAAUUUUUCUGGAAGAGGAGUUACAUUUGUUAGUGAAAUUUGUUGCAUGAAAGGCACUGAUUGAACUCUAUUGUACUGUAACAUAGCUGGUUUCAACAGAAUUGCUGUGCCUUUAUGUAUAUAAAUCUUGUACCUUUGUGAUUUUCUUUCAGAAGGAGUCUUUGGAAGGUGAGUAAACUUAAUAAUUAAGAUGGUUUUACAAAAUGCUUUGGUGAGACCUCGCUGUACACUUGAUGGGACUCGGUGCUGAAGUGGAGAGAUGCACUCAUUCAGAAAUGCAAAUUGUGCACUUGAAAAAAGGACAUUUGCCUGAAGCAACAUUUGUAUAUAUUUUACAGUACUUCUUAAUGGAAGAUAACUGCAUAAUUGUAUUGUUUGCUAAGAUGCAACUGAUCACAUUGAUAAACUAAAUCUAAAUAUUAGUUUUGAGAACAAUUUUGGAUCAUAAAUGAUAACUACUUGUCUUAACACUAUAAUAAAAGCAUUCUGGUUCUGUGAA